AGUCUUUUUACCGCGCAGUUGUAAAACGUUUUCAACAAUUAAACAGAAUUAGUAAAUUCAAUUUAAAAUGGAAAGCGAACUACCAUUUAUGGCGGAAUACGCUAGAACUGGACGAGCGUCUUGUAAGGGAUGUAAAUGUUCUAUUCCCAAAGAUAACCUUCGCAUAGCUGUAAUGGUUCAAUCUGCCUUUCAUGACGCAAAGGUACCAAAUUGGUUUCAUAUAAAUUGUUUCUUUGAAAAUCAACGUCCUGGUUCUGUGGGAGACAUCAAGAAUUUUGAAAAUCUUCGAUUUAUUGACCAAAAGGAUUUGUCGGAUCGUGUUGGAAACCUGGAGCGUGUUAUACUUGCAAAAACUGGAAAGCGCUCUAAGGCCCAUAAAGCAGCUGUGAAAGACUUUGGAAUUGAAUAUGCGAAAUCAAGUCGGUCAAAGUGUCGUGGGUGUGAACAAACAAUAACAAAGGAUCAACUUCGAUUACGAAAAACUGUUUAUGAUACUGAAAUAGGUAUGAAGUAUGGAGGCCAGCCCCUGUGGCAUCACUUGGAUUGCUUUGCCCAACUGCGUUCUGAGCUUGGCUGGUAUGACUCUGGAGAAAAUAUGCCAGGUUAUGCGAUCUUAUCGUGUGAAGAUCAAAAGGAUGUUAAAGGUCAACUUCCAGCAAUCAAGUUUGAGGAAUCGCCAACAGCCAAAAAAACUAAACUGGAGCUAACAAACAAAAAAACGGAAGAAGAUGAAAAGAUAAAACUUAUAAAGAGUCAAAAUGAUUUAUUUUUUAAGUUUCGAGAUGAAAUUAAAAAUGUUAUGAAGAAGACAGAUAUUGACCAACUUUUAAAGUUAAAUAAUCAACAGCCAAUAACUGGUGAUUCCGAAAGGUUAUUAGAUCAAGCUGCAGAUUUAUUGACAUUUGGUGCUAUAGAGUCAUGUUCUGAAUGCGGCAGUUCUCAGUUCAUUUUUAACAACUCUGGCUAUGUAUGUAACGGAAAUCUUUCUGAGUGGACCAAAUGCACCAAGUUAUUAACAGAACCGAUCAGAUCAGCGUGCAAGGUUCCAAAAGAUCUUAAAAAAACGUAUACUUUCUUAAACCAAGUAAAAAAACAACCAUCAACACGUUUAUUUCAAUUUCUUCCUCCUAGUGAAGGUACUCUAUCAAAAAAUCAACUUACAAAAAAAUGUAGCGAUGAAUUUGAUAGUCCAAAGAUUACUCGUAAAAAACCGCCGUUAUACAAUCUUAAAUUUUCAAUUAUAGGGUUGAAAGACCAGGAAAAAAUAUUAAAAAAGCGAGUUGAAAAAUUGGGCGGAAAUUGUGAAUCUGCCAUAUCUGAAAAAACUAUAGCAAUAAUAUCCACAGAACAAGAAGUAGAAAAAAAAUCUCGUCGUAUGGAGACAGCAAAGAGGCUUGGUAUUCAUAUUGUACCCAUUGAAUAUUUGGAUUUUGUGGAGUGUGACGGCGACGGAGCUAUAAAUUAUAUAAGCAGCAUGAGUAUUUGCGAUUGGGGAACUGAUCCAACAACAAGAGUUACACAAGAAACAACAAAAAGCUUAAAAUCAAAGAGUAUAUAUACGAAGUCUAUGCCAAUAUCCAAGACGUUUAAGGUAAAAGAUGGUCUGGCCGUAGAUCCGGACAGUGGGCUUGAGGACAUAGCCCAUGUAUAUGUCGAGAAUAGAAACAAAUACAGUAUUGUGCUUGGCUUGACUGAUAUUCAGCGGAAUAAAAAUUCUUAUUACAAAUUGCAGCUUUUGGAAGCAGACAAAAUGAAAAAGUACUGGAUAUUUCGUUCAUGGGGGCGAAUCGGAACAAGUAUUGGAAGCUCAAAGGUUGAGGAAUUUAACUCGAGUGAAUCUGCCAAAAUAAAAUUUCAUGAAGUAUAUGCUGACAAAACAGGAAAUAAUUUUGAGAAUCGAGACACUUUUGUUAAAAUUGUUGGACGAAUGUACCCCAUACAAAUUCAGUAUGAUGAAGACCCAAAGUUGUUUAAAAAUAGUUGCCAUUCUGUUGAUUCUAAAUUGGAGAAAUCCCUACAAAAUUUAAUAAGUCUCAUGUUUGAUGUUGAUUCUAUGAAAAGAACAUUGUUGGAGUUUCACAUUGAUAUGGAAAAAAUGCCACUGGGAAAACUAAGUGUAAAUCAGAUUCAAUCUGCUUAUAAAGUCGUGACAGAAAUUUUUAAUUUAAUAGAGGUAGGAUCCAGUGAUAAUAAAUUUAUUGACGCGACAAACAGGUUUUAUACAUUGAUUCCCCAUAACUUUGGAGUUCAAUCUCCAACUGUUAUUAAAACUCAGAAACAAAUCGAAGACCUUCGACAAAUGCUUGAUUCUUUAUCAGAGAUUGAAGUUGCCUACAGCUUAAUCAAAGCCCAAGAUGAGACUAAUAAUACCAAUCCUUUGGAUAAAAAUUACGCACUAUUAAAAACACAAUUAGAUCCUCUUGAUAAAGAUAGUGAAGAGUUUUCAAUUUUAAGCAAAUACGUGAGGAAUACGCAUGCUUCUACACAUUGCUCGUAUGAACUGGAGAUUGUAGAUGUGUUUAAAGUGGCUCGCCAAGGAGAAGCAAGGCGUUACAAACCGUUCAAGAAGUUGCAUAAUAAAAAACUGUUAUGGCACGGAUCUCGGCUGACGAAUUUCGUUGGAAUACUAUCGCAUGGUCUUAAAAUCGCUCCCCCAGAAGCACCACCAACAGGAUAUAUGUUUGGGAAAGGCAUAUAUUUUGCGGAUAUGGUGUCGAAAUCAGCUAAUUAUUGUUGCACUAGUCAACAAAACUCAACUGGUUUAAUGAUUCUUUCUGAAGUUGCUUUGGGAGAUAUGAUGGAAUGCACUUCAGCAAAAUAUAUUACAAAACUUCCAAAGGAUAAGCAUAGUUGCUUUGGUCACGGUCGGACGAUGCCAGAUCCCAGCAAUAGCUACAUAAGAAAUGACGGUGUCGAAAUACCAAUUGGAGAAGCGGUAACCAGUGAAAACCUUAGGUCAUCGUUAUUAUACAAUGAAUAUAUAGUAUAUGAUAUAGCUCAGGUUAAUAUACAGUAUUUGUUUCGAAUGGAAUUUAAGUAUAAGUACUAAAAAUAAAUUGGUAAAACUUCUUUAUUCAAUAUAAAA
Molecule: messenger RNA, 3085 nt
Organism: Drosophila ficusphila
Lineage: Eukaryota; Metazoa; Arthropoda; Insecta; Diptera; Drosophilidae
Gene: Parp1
Product: poly [ADP-ribose] polymerase
Exons: 6
Coding region: 68-3049 (993 amino acids)
Cellular component (GO): nucleus
Molecular function (GO): DNA binding; NAD binding; NAD+ poly-ADP-ribosyltransferase activity
Source: RefSeq, a predicted model, not a curated record